Molecule: messenger RNA, 5034 nt
Organism: Chelonia mydas (Green sea turtle)
Lineage: Eukaryota; Metazoa; Chordata; Testudines; Cheloniidae
Gene: SH3RF2
Product: SH3 domain containing ring finger 2
Exons: 10
Coding region: 195-2414 (739 amino acids)
Biological process (GO): protein ubiquitination; negative regulation of apoptotic process; positive regulation of JNK cascade
Cellular component (GO): nucleoplasm
Molecular function (GO): protein phosphatase 1 binding; ubiquitin protein ligase activity; metal ion binding
Source: RefSeq, a predicted model, not a curated record
GGGAGAGCUCUUAUCUCUUGAGCUGUGCAGAGCUGAUUUUGUCUUAGAAGGGGCACAGAUGCAAGGAUGGUUUUCUGAGUUCAGGAUUUCAGUGUCGUUUUUGAAGGUACUGAAGCAACUGCUACCCAAUGCUCUGGUGAAUGUAUCAUGUGGACUUUCCUGGCCUCACGUGAGACUGGAGUUCUUCACUAAAGAUGGACGAUUUCGCCAUACUUGACCUGUUGGAAUGUCCUGUGUGCUUUGAAAAGCUAGAUGUCACGGCCAAGGUGCUACCAUGCCAGCAUACCUUCUGCAAGCCUUGUCUACAGGGGAUACUGAAAUCCCAAAACGAGCUGAGGUGCCCGGAGUGCAGAACCCUAGUCUUCUGCAGCAUUGACGAGUUACCGUCCAACUUGCUUCUAAUUCGCUUACUGGACGGUGUCAGAUAUGGACAAAAUGUUACGAGGUUUGGCUCAGUCCAAAGAUCUCGGGUCCUGACCUCUCCUGCUUCCAUCAGGAGAGACAGGGGAGAUCCAAGAGGUUUACAGCUUAAUCAGUACAGGCUGGCACCAAAUCCCAGGAUCCAUAUGGAAGGGGUUCCCCGGGCCAGAGCCUUGUACAGCUACAGAGGACAAAACCCUGGCGAACUGAGGUUCAAUAAAGGGGACAUCAUCAUAUUGCACCGACAGCUGGAUGAAAAAUGGUACUUGGGAGAGAUCAAUGGGGUCAGUGGGGUUUUCCCAAGCAGCACAGUGCAGGUUAUCAAACAACUUCCACUGCCACCACCCCUGUGCAAAGCACUUUACAACUUUGAUCUGAGAGAGAGAGAUAAAAAUGAAAAUAAGGACUGCCUGACAUUUCAUAAGGGCGAUAUCAUCACAGUGAUUAGCAGAGUUGAUGAGAACUGGGCAGAGGGAAAGUUAGGUGAUAAAAUAGGGAUCUUCCCCAUCUUGUUUGUGGAGCCAAACAUGACUGCAAGACAACUCCUACAGACAAAGAAAAGCCACCGAUCCCCCUCAUUUAAAUAUUCAUCACCUUUAAGGACAGCCUCUCCCAGAGCGAAAGGCACAGAGUCACCAAACUUCCGCAAGGUGUCAGAAUCCAGAAGGAAGAGCCUGAGACCAUUCUCUAUCACGAGUGCUUUGAAUUCACUCAACAGGAUGGUCCACUCACCCACAGAGCGGCAAACACUGGAAAUCAGCUCACCAGUGCUCAUCAGCUCCAGUAAUCCUACUGUGGCAACCCAGAGCAGCGAGAAAGUGGAAUUCCCAUAUGGCCCCCCGGUCCAGGUCAGCGCUUCUUAUUAUACUGCACCAGGAUCCCUGGGGCACUCAACUGCCAUCGUCACCCUUCCGCAUCUUCAGCAACACAUAUCAGCUAAUAUGUGUGUCGCUCUACACUCCUACACCGCUCAUGGACCGGAGGAGCUGGAUUUGCAGAAGGGAGAAGGUGUUCGUGUUUUCGGGAAGUACCACGAAGGCUGGCUCAGGGGAAUGUCAUUGGUCACUGGAAGAGUUGGGAUCUUCCCCAGUAACUAUGUCGUCCCCCUUUUCAGGAAGUCACCCAAUUUCUCUGAAUCCAGGAUGCCUUCCCUGUAUGCCACUUGGACGUUAUCCACUGGCUCACUCUCCUCCCAGGGGAGCAUCUCAGAGAACGGCCCAAGGCAAAGCAGGCCUUUGAAAUCAGCCUUCAUGCCCACGGUGCUGUCUUCGCCACUGAGAAACGUAGCUGUGCCGGCCACCUCAGGACAAACAUCACUGAGGCGAGGACGCGGCAGUACUAGGAAGAAUGGAUCACUGCAGAGACCUGUGCAGUCCGGAGCUCUUCCUCAGGUUGUCGGCUCCCUCAGUCGCGCUCCAGUUGCCACGGUGCGGCCCCAGCAACUUCAGCUUUACCAGCAUGUCUCCUCUCAGCCCCCUGUCACCCCUGGCAUGGCGGACCCAGGAGCCAGGCCAAGCGCCUCCCAUGAUGCUUCAUUGCUGCUUGUGCCCAGGGCAGGUGAAAGCAGAUCUCCUUCUGUAUGUAGCUCAAUGAUCCUGGAUGCCAAAGAAUCCCCAGCAAAAAGCGAGCCAGCUCCAAAGCCACCUCCAUCAGCUCCGCCCUCCAUCCUGGUGAAACCAGAUACCUCCCGGAACAGCACCGAAAAGCAAGUGAAAACAGUGCGAUUUCAGAACUACAGCCCGCCUCCGUCCAAGCGGCACAGCUCACAGCCGUCGCCAAACCAUCCCGGUGGCAACACUGAGCAGACAGCCCAGCCAGAAGCAAACACCCUGGGCCCUGACAUGACAGCUCUCUAUUCGCACCGACUCAGCUCCAGCCCAGUGCAUCUGAGGAGGACGCCGCACCCAAAGACACCAUCGCUGGAUCUUUCUGCCCAGGCUGGGCAACUGACCUUCCCUACCAAAAAGAACUACAGCAGCGUUUCUGAGAACUGACAGGUUUUUUUCCCAUUCAAUUGCUUUCCUUUUCAAAUGGGGCUUUCGCCUCUGUGAUAAAAUAAGCUCCCCACAGACCUCACACCAAAAUGCCACCACCCUGGCUUCUCCUUACAAGAGCUAGCGAUCCAGUCAGGAACUUACUAGACCCCAGUUCCAUGGGGAGCAAGGCCUCCUUCAGGCACUCACAAUAUCUGCAGCUGGCCAGCCAGUAACUCGGGGGCCUCUGAGGAACUGGCAUGGGGGUCAGCACCUCUCUCUAAUUUUAUGGUAGAGUCUCAUUUUAAAUGCAUCUGACUCACAUCCAGCAAGCCAUAUCUGUAUGUCAUGGCAAUGCAUCAAAUGUCAUCAGCCCACACUGCCCCAGUGAGUAGAUGCAAGCACCACAAACCAACAUGGAAUGGGUUUGUGGUCCCUGCAAAACCAGUGUUCUCUGGUAUCCUCCAAUUUCUUGCAGCCAGACUUAUAGAAAAGUGGAAGAGGGAAGAAGUGUGCAUAUAGCAGAAAUAGUUAAACCUUUUUUGAUCUCCUUUCUGCUAUGAAAGCCCAUAGAGAUCAAAACUCUGGUUCAUUACCUUUCUCAGCUCUACAGGAUAAAGAAACCAUAAAUCAAAUUCAGGCAGUUCCUGGAUGAAUUUUCAAGUUCCCCUUUGAUGGGUUUUUGCUUCAGUUUUUUGAGCCUGGGAGUAGAGGUAAUUUUCUGGGGAAGAGAACCCUGCCCUGCAAUCAGUACUAAGCUGUUUAUGACAGUCAUUGGGUCCUUGCAGUCAUAUGAUUUGGAUCCUGCUUCUGCUGGUUGGUUGGUUUUUUUCUGAGUUGUGGACAGUAUAGGAGCACUUCCUAGAUGCCUGUGAUCCAGCGGCAAUGUUAUUUCCCCGUUUAAAUCCUAAACGGAUUUUUAAAAAUCUGGGUCCACGUUGAAGUUCACGAAAUAGUUCUCUAAACAAUAUGAAGGAGAUUUGCACAUCUCCGUGACAUAUACCUUUCCUUCCCUCUCCCCAUCCCCUACCUUCAACUGAUCUUUCACUCUCUCUCUUAGCUAUGGAGCCACAGAAAUGAUAAGCAGAACUGGAAAGUGUAUCCAGCCCUUCCUCUGUGACUGAUGUUUAGCAAUUUGGCACAACGGGUUUGCUUGUCUGUGUGUACUUUGUUUUUAGUGCCAGUGCAAAGACGGUCCAUUCCCUUUCCAGCUGGAGCAUGGGAGUAUUCGAUCUCAUGACAAUGGCUGCUGGGCUGGUUCAAAGACCAUUGUAAAGUAACAUUCUUGCUUCAUUGCACAGACCCAAUCAAAUUAACUCAAUAAGUCACUCUAAGCUUUCUGGAUCAUUGGGACAGCCUCCAAGGGGGAAGUUCUCUCUUGGAAUUAAGGAAGGGCAAUGGAUGAAGCCAUGCUGUGAACAGACAGGUUUUUUUCAUGUUUACAUACAGAAAUAAAUAUACUGUAACCUCUAGCAAAGCACAGUUAUCACUGUGCUACACACCAAGGCCUCUCAAAACUUAACAGUGGCAGAGCUCAGAUCCUCCCAUUCCAAAAGCACAGCCCCCUAGCACCUUAAACUGUUUGAAAGUCUCCUUCAGCUGUUAGCAAUAUAAAUUAAAUGACACAUAGUUACACAAUUGACUCCAGCUAGCCAGAUAGGACUAUAUCUUUUUUGCCUGCCAAAGAGCCAGAACAGGAAUGAUGUGUGUCUAAUCCUACCCAGUCUUUCCCAUCCCAGCCUCCUUAAUCUGUACCCUCUUCCUCAGCCCAGUGCAUCUGCAGGGGCUGGAAGCAGAGACUCAUGGUACCCAGAAGUGUCCGACAGCCCCGGUCCUUUCAUAGCCCAAUAAUUAGGAUUCCUAGUUUUAGAUUAAAAUAGAUAUAACCCCUCUGAGACAAAAGUUUGGGAUUAAAAAAUAAAAACAAAGAAGCAGCCAGAUUUUGCCUAAAACUAAACACCUAAAAAUCAACAAUGCUAAAUACAAUUAUUGGUCUGCGGAAUUUUAGGGCAACAGACCACCUUAGGGCCAGAGGGACUGCCAGCUGGGAUCUGUGGUGCACCUAGUCCAGUAUACUGCCUAUGACCGCACCAGAUGCUUCAGAAAAUGGAGCAAGAAACCCCAUGGGGAGAUAAUCUGCCUCCCCUACCCCACCCUCAGAAGCUCUUGUUUAGUCAUAGGUGCUGGAACUAGGGGUGCUGCUGUACCCGCUGGCUUGACGUGGUUUCUUUUAUUUAUAUGUUUACGGUUUGGUUUAAUGGCUUUCAGCACCCCCCACUAUAAAAAUUGUUCCAGCACCCCUGGGUUUAGUAGUUCAUCAUCACACUGCACAAGUGCUAGCAACUGGCAUCUGCUUUCACAAAUUUAAAAAACCCCAUUCCGUGGCUAGAGGCCACCAAUGGCAUAGACAAAAGGCCUGAUUCUCCACUGCCUUGUACUGUGUGCUGUCCUUUAGCGUAUGUCUACUCUUGGAGCUGGGGGUGGGAUUCUCAGCUGGUGGAGACAUACAUGCACUCUCUCUGAUCAAGCUACCACACACAAUAGAGAGCUUGGUUACACUGGCGACACCUGAAGUAUGUACCCAUCUGAGAGGGUAGGCACGUACAUGGAGGCAAGUAGCCCCUCCUGCCACUCACACUGU